AUCCAGAGUUUCCCUCAGACUGACAGAGUUCACAUCGGACCCAGAGACGCUCCAGGACGGACGGACAGGGUGUGUUUACCGGGACAGAGACCCGCAGAGCCCGGACCAAGGGCGGGCAGAACCGGACCAAGGGAGGACAGAACCGGACCCGGACCAGAGAUGGACUGAGGAGCUCAGCGAUGGCCGUUGUGUUUGGUGCUCGUGGAGGAGACGAAGCCCACUCCAGACUCCAUGUUGGUCGUCAUGGCAUCGUUGGAUGGACGUACGCCGGUUGAGACUCUGCUGGCUGCCAUCCACCUGGACAGAUACGUGGACACCUUCCGUCGUGCCGGUCUCCUAUUGGCCGGAGACUUCACCCACUUGGACCAUGAUGCUCUGGUCAGCCUCGGAGUGACCGCCACCGGACACAGGAAGAGGAUCCUACGAUUGGUCGGCCACAUCCAGAGAUCCAAUCAGAGGGCGGAGCUGCAGAGGGACCGCUGUCAGUCGGUGACAGAGCGCGCUCAGACCGUCGGCUUUGAGGUGUUCAGGAACAGCUCGGUGCCAAACCUGGCCGCCAUGUUGACGAACUCUGAUCCCGGCCGAGUGAAGCCGGUCCCCAAACCCAGAACUGUUUUCAACCGCCGUCGGACCACGCCCAUCAGCUUCAGCCCCGCCCCUGAGCCCACUCCAGCCCCGCCCAGGAGGAUGUCCCAGGAUUCCCUCUGUUUCACUGUCCUGGAGGGUCUGGACACACCCAUUUCCAAUGACAUCAGCACAAAGCAGACCAACCCCAGACAGAGGGGGUGGGGUCAAACUGGUCGCCAGAGGCCGUGUCGUAGCCUAUCACUGUCGGACGCCGGGGGGGCGUUACCUCCUGUUCCCCCAAGGAUGAACCGAGGGGUUCCCCCCGCCUCCGUCCAGGGGUCACCGCCCUCUGCUUCUUCUUCUUCUACUGAACCAAAUGAGCAAAGUCAGACACUUCCGGCUUCUCCUGGCCCCUCCCCCUCCACCUCACCUGCAGGAGAGGGAGGGACCAUGGAGAUGGUGUCUAAUGAAAUCUACUGGGGCUCCUCAGCUUGUUCUACUGCCCCCGCUGGAGGGAGGAGUUACUGCAGCCAACCAUCUGCUCCCCCCACACCUCCAAGACAAACAUCAGACCGCAACCGAGAGAGGAACAGUGGCAGCACUUUAAGCAACAACUCUUCCGGAUCAGCCCGAGUGUCGACGGAUGAUCCUGAGGAGGAGAUCAGUCCAUACUGUGAAACCGUUUUCCAAAGCAGGAAACCCCCACACAUAACUGAGAAUGAGAGGAACAGACCUGACAUGAGGACCUCACCACAUACAGACGAUCAUGGGUGUCAGAAGCUGUCGUGGACCAAGCGUCUGUCUCAGGUUCUUCACUCUGGUGACUGUCAGGGUUACAGUACCGUGGGUGAAGCUCCGCCUCCUCUCCGAUACACCCUCCCCUCAGAUGUAGACGAGGACCUGACCAUCUCCCCUUACGCCAGCUACACCUCCCUGAGCGACAGAGCCCCGCCCAUCAUCAGCGGUUGGCUGGACAAGUUGUCGCCACAGGGGAACUACGUUUUCCAGAAACGCUUCGUUAAGUUCGACGGCAAAAACCUGAUGUACUUCGGCAGCGAGAAGGACGCCUACCCUAAAGGAGUGAUCCCAUUGGCUGCCAUCCAGAUGUCCCGGCCCGCCAAAGACAACAAGUUUGAGAUCGUCACCAGUCACAGGAUCUUUGUCUUCAGGACUGAAAAUGAAGUGUUGCGGCGCCGCUGGGUUUCCACGCUGCAAGACCACGUCAGAGAUCAGCUGGUUUUCGGUCGACGGCGUUUCGGUCCUGGUUCUCACUGUCAGAAACAUGGAGGUCUGGAACUGAAAGGAACCAAAUCCAAAGUGUACAUGGCCAUCAACACGGAUCAGAUCUGGCUCCACAAGAACGAGCAGUGUUUUCGGAACGGAAUCGGCAUCACGGUGAUCGAAGCUCGAGGAGCAACGAUCCGAGACGGAAAACACAAGAGCUUCGACCUCAUCACACCGUACAAGACCUUCAGCUUCUCCGCCGAGUCGGACCGGGACAAACGGGACUGGAUGGAGGCGCUGCAGGAGUCCAUCGCCGAGACGCUGUCGGAUUACGAGGUCGCUGAGAAGAUCUGGUCGAACCGGUCGAACCGGGCAUGUGCAGACUGCAAAGCCCUGAACCCGGACUGGGCCUCCAUCAAUCUGUGUGUGGUCAUCUGCAAGAACUGUGCAGGGCAGCACAGAGGACUGGGAACAAUGGUUUCAAAAGUCCAGAGUCUGAAACUCGACACUAGCGUCUGGAGCAACGAGAUCGUCCAACUCUUCAUCAUGUUGGGAAACGACCGGGCCAACGACUUCUGGGCGUCUCGACUGUCAGCGGCCGACGAGUUGGACUGCGACGCGUCUCCAGAGCAGAGGAGGGAGUUCAUUACCCAGAAGUACCGCGAGGGCCGGUUCCGCCUCCCACACCCGGGAUUCAGCAGCCAGGAGGAUCUGCUCAAGGUCCUCUGCUCUGCCGUCUCAGAACAGACUCUUCUGAAAACUGUCACUCAGAUUUUCUCGGAGGCGGAGUCAGCUCGACUCGCCAGUGAAUCAAACGGCUGCCAACAACGUCAGCUGGAUCAGAGUCCCGCCUCAGAUCCCGGUGUGUACGACGAGAUCAUGCAGCCGGUUCUUCAAUCUGGUUUCCUCUACAAAUCAGGAUCCGUGAACAGAGGAACACUGUCCCGGAAAACCAGAGAAGACUUCCAGAAGUUCUGGUGUUCUGUGGACCAGUCCAUCCUGUUGUACGAGUCGGAUCGAUCAGCUGAUCCGUGUCUUCAGAUCAACGUCAAAGACAUCGUGUGUUUAGGAGUCGCUCGACCUGACGGAUCCAACAACAACAACAACAACGGCUUCAUCGACAGGUUCCGUUACACCUUUGAGUUGUACCUGACGUCAGAGAAGUUCUACCAGUUCGGUUUGGAGACGGCCGACGCUCUGCACAGUUGGACCAAAGCCAUUGGAAAGGCGGCGACCCCUCUCAGCUGUCACUGCCUUCUGACCCGGGAGUUUGAGCGGGUCGGGCUAAUGCGGUACCGGGCCAUGUUGGACCCUCAGCAGUGGAAGGAGGCCUACUUCGUCCUGCAGAAGUCCAACCUGUUCAUCUGCCCCCGGAACGACGGCGCCGCCGAGGACAUCAUCAACCUGAACCGUCUGCAGGAGCUCAGCAUCGCCUCCGAGAAUGACAACCACGAGAGGAAAGACAUCCUGGUUUUAGUGGAGAAGGGACGGACGCUCCACCUCCAGGGCGUUGGACGGACAGAUUUCUCUCUGUGGUAUUCAGACAUCCAACGAGCAGCCGGAGGCAAAGGGAACACUCUGAGAGAACAACAGCUGAGCAGGAAUGACAUCCCCAUCAUCAUCGACAGCUGCAUUGCCUUCAUCACACAGUACGGUCUGGGUCACGAGGGGAUCUAUAGGAAGAACGGAGCCAAGUCCAGGAUCAAACUGCUGAUGGACGAGUUUCGCAAAGACGCCCGAAACGUCAAACUGCGAAUCGGAGACCACUUCAUCGAAGACGUGACGGACGUCCUGAAGAGGUUCUUCAGGGAGAUCGACGACCCCGUGUUCAUGGCGGAGCUCCACCCCCUGUGGCAGGGCGCCGCCAAACUUCCUCAGCGGAGCCAGAGGUUGGACCGAUACAAGGAGAUCAUCCGAAGUCUUCCUCGGGUCAACAGGACCACUCUGGCUGCUCUCAUCGGUCACCUGUACAGAGUCCAGAAAUGUGCAGAUCUGAAUCAGAUGUGUACCAAGAACCUGUCUCUACUGUUCGCUCCCAGUCUGUUCCAAACAGACGGGAAAGGAGAACACGAGGUGAAGAUCGUGGAGGAUCUGAUAGACAACUACCUGUACGUCUUCGAUAUCGAUGAGGAACAUCAGACCCAGAUCGAGUUGGAGAUCAGCCUCAUCACCACCUGGAAAGACACGCAGUUGUCUCAGGCUGGAGAUCUGAUCAUUGAAGUUUACCUGGAGAUGAAGAUCCCAGACUGCUGCAUCACCCUCAAAGUGUCUCCCACCAUGUGUGCUGAGGAGUUGACCAAUCAGGUGCUUUACAUGAGGAACACCCCCCCUGGAGACAGAGACGUUUGGAUGACAUUUGAGGCUAUCGAGGACGGACAACUGGAACGGCCGUUACAUCCCAAAGAGAAGGUUCUGGAACAGGCUCUGCAGUGGUGUAAGAUGGCCGACCCCAGCUCCGCCUACCUGGUGGUGAAGAGGGUUCCAAAAGCCGACGGACUCAACAUCUUCACCUCUUAUAGAAGCGAAAUCAUGAAGAUCGGUUUGUUAAGAUGUCGUGAGGAGCCUCCGAAGCUUCUGCAGGGAAACAAGUUUCAAGAAAGAACGUUCCAGAUCAAAGACCACAAACUACUGCUGCUCAAAGACAAAAAGAGCAUCAAACCUGAGAAGGAGUGGUCUCUGAAGUCCAUGAAGAUCUACAUGGGGAUCCGCAGGAAACUGAAAGCUCCCACCAGGUGGGGCUUCACAGUCAUAUCAGACAAACACCAGCUCUUCCUGUGCUGCAACUGUGAGGCCGAACUCUGGGACUGGAUCUCCAGCUUCCUCAAAGCUCAGAACGAUGACCCCGGUCCUCCGGUCCUCCGCCGCCACUCCUCCUCUGACAUCUCCAAGCAGAAGUUCGGGACUAUGCCUCUGGUUCCGAUCCGAGGAGACGAGAGCAACAGCAGCAUGUUAACGGCCAAUCAGACGCUGAGGAAGCUUCACGACAGACGGACUCUGUCCAUGUACUUUCCCAUGAAGGUUCAGCAGGACUCAUUCGAGGAGCGUUCGGAGUCUCCGGACCUUCCCGAGCCGCUCUACGAGGAGGUCGGUGACUUCGGUCUGCAGGUCCUCAAGUCUUUGGAGACCAGCUUCCUGUCCAGCAGUGCCGCUGAGACCCAUGAGGUCCCGGACCAGCCCCCGCUCCGGCUGGUUCCCAUGGAGACAGGUCACCUGAUCGUCACCGAGCCGGACGCUCCAGAGGACGGCGGAGAGAUGAACAGAGACGGCUCGUUGGACUUGAACGCAACGCAGCCUCCCACAGCAAGGAGGCGGCAGCAGAUUCAGGGAGUGUGUUCGCCGUCACAGGAGGCGCUGCUGCAUGAACUGUCGACCGCACUCUGUAAGAAAAGUGAAGAAGAAGAAGAGGAGGAGGGGGCGGAGCCAGAGGAGGAGAGACUGUAUGAUGUCUGACAAACAUGGAUGUAGGACGAGCAGACUGAAGGGCAAAAACCUGAACCGUCCAUUUCUGAAAACACUUUAUUUACUGUCGUCGGACUCUGACCCCUGACCUGCUGCUGUGCAGGUACAAGGAAUCAAACCGUCAACCGAAACAGUCCCAGCUGAUGGUUGUUCCUCAUGUUCAUGCCUGGAGACCAUCUGAAGUCUCUUCUUUUAUUCCCUGGUGAUCAUACCUUCACCUGGUGCACCUCAGCGGACGCUGCGAUUGGCUGAGAGGUCAUGUGACUCAGCUGAGGAGGACACCAGCCUGGUCUGAAGGUCCACCAGAUGGACUCAGUGUUUGUGUUAUUGUUUUAAGCCUUUACCAGUAUUCCGUGUUUUUGUUGUUGCGUUGUCAUCUCGGAGCCUCUUCAGGUUUGUUUCAUCACUUCCUGUUAGUUCAACACUAAUCUGGUUUUAACAUUCAUCAACUUCCGUUUUUUUUUUUUGUUUGUUUACGUGACUCUAGUUGGACUAAAAGGUCUUUCCAUUACAGUUUUGUGUGAUAUACCAAUUUAACUACGAAGAACCACCUCUAACAAGAACAAAAACUUUCAUCGAAAAACAAGAAUUUUGGUGGAAUUGUCAUUUUUCCAUUCGGCAAAUUUUUAUGCACAAGUUAUAGUCGCACAAUUUGAACGUCAAUGGAAAAGUGACUACUGUCAUCCCAGAAAGAUUCAUUUAGAAAAGUUGACACUAAAUUUGCAGAUUUUCUAAAAUAAACGUCUAUUAAUUGCAUCUUUUAUCCCAAGUACAAUCUACAUUUAUUAUUUAAAGAUUAUUUACGUAUGUCACUUUACUCUGUCUUUUAUUAAUUACUCUGAUAUAUCAAACAUUUUAUCCUAGUGGGGUCUUGUAUUUCCACAGAUGUCCUAAAGUCCAAAAAGCUCUUUUUAUCUUCAAGUAUAAAAGUGUCAAACAGUUAAAUGUUCAUGUAGGUGAUGACUCUGUUUUAACCCUUUGGUUCCAUGUGUUUGUUUUUAACCUCUUAUACAUUCACUCUCCAAAACACGUCUAUUUAUUCAUAUGUGGGCUGUUUCUCUGACCUUUGACCCCUCUGUCUCUGUCAGGAUGUGAUGCUGUGAGUGAACAGCAGGGGCCGGCAGCGCUCCAUGUUUAAUAUGUUCAUAUGGUCAUACAGUUCCACUGGAUUCACUUCAACGUGUCCACGCUUUGUCUCAUCAAACACUGAAAUAAAUGAAUAUAUAUCUGUUUCUUAA
Sphaeramia orbicularis (orbiculate cardinalfish) is the source of this 6488-nucleotide messenger RNA. It is a transcript of the gene arap3, whose product is annotated as ArfGAP with RhoGAP domain, ankyrin repeat and PH domain 3. The record is from RefSeq and is a predicted model, not a curated record. Gene Ontology annotation, biological process: signal transduction; positive regulation of GTPase activity. Gene Ontology annotation, cellular component: cytoplasm. NCBI's taxonomy places the organism in Eukaryota, Metazoa, Chordata, Actinopteri, Kurtiformes, Apogonidae. The transcript is spliced from 36 exons. Gene Ontology annotation, molecular function: protein binding; phosphatidylinositol-3,4,5-trisphosphate binding; GTPase activator activity. The coding region runs from base 232 to 5241 and encodes 1669 amino acids.